Topomyia yanbarensis is the source of this 5358-nucleotide messenger RNA. RefSeq lists its product as uncharacterized. The record is from RefSeq and is a predicted model, not a curated record. NCBI's taxonomy places the organism in Eukaryota, Metazoa, Arthropoda, Insecta, Diptera, Culicidae. Gene Ontology annotation, molecular function: nucleic acid binding. Gene Ontology annotation, biological process: DNA integration. The transcript is spliced from 6 exons. Bases 1 to 5358 code for a protein of 1785 amino acids.
AUGGCUGAACUACGAGAUCUGAAGAAGCAGGAGCGGAACCUUCGAAAGACAUUCGAUGCUAUUCAACACUUUCUGGAUACCUUCGACGCAGAAAGACACGUCAGUCAACUUGAUAUUCGUCUUCAGAGACUAGAUAUUGCGUUUAGUGAGUUCCACGUGGUCCGUAGGAAAAUCGAGCUGCUAACGGAUAAUGUUUCAUACUUGUCUGAAGCAGAUACGAAGGAGUCGGAUGAAGAGCGUGCAGAGCGACUAGAAACGUUGGCAGAAGCUAGAGAAGAUGAGAAUGUGCGUAUAAUGUUGGAUAUUGAGGAUCAGUAUUGUCAUUUGAAGAGUGAACUCGUACAUUGGAAGGCGGAUAUGUUCGGUAGUGCAACAGCUGGUCACUGUUCGACCUCGCAAGAUACGGCUGUUGGGUUUUCCAGAGUGAAGCUUCCAGAUAUUCGUUUGCCGACAUUCAGUGGCAAAAUUAAAGAAUGGGUCACUUUUCGCGACACGUUCAGGAGUUUGAUUCACGAAAAUCAUCAACAAACGACCAUGGAUAGAUUCACUUAUCUGAAGUCGUCACUCGCUGGAGAAGCCCUGCAGGAGAUAAGCGCGGUGGAAAUGUCAUCCGUUAAUUAUGAUGUGGCCUGGUGUAUGCUGGAAAAACGGUAUGAAAACACGAAGCUUAUCGUCAAAGCGCAUUUGGACUCUUUGUUUUCGGUGGAGGCUAUGAAAAGGGAAAACUACGAAACGCUGAACAAACUCAUCGGAGAUUUUGAAAAGUAUCUUUUAAUGUUGGACAAGAUGGGAGAAAACACAAGCAAUUGGAGCACCAUUCUAGUUCAUAUGAUCUGUUCACGCCUAGAUGCUUCUACACUACGCCACUGGGAAACGUAUCACAAUUCCAAGGAUGUGCCCAGUUAUGAAAAAUUGAUACAAUUUCUGCGAAAUCACUGUUCCGUUCUUCAAUCCAUUACUCCAGUACAAACAUCUUCGGUUAUAGAAGAGAGAACAAGAGUAGGCGUUAGUCAUUCCGUUGUUCAAUCCUAUGGCAAGUGUCAAUUCUGCGGUGAAGCCUUCCAUUCCGCCUUUCGCUGCACCAAGUUCUUAAGGAUGGAAGUCGCGGAGCGCAACGAAGCAGUUCGGAGAUUAAAACUGUGCCUAAACUGUCUAUCAUUAGGACAUCUGCUCGUGUCUGCAAUAGAGUCGUCUGUCCUGCAAUCACAAUCCUCCGUUCCACAAGCGCUGAACACACACGUAGUAGCCAAUCAGCAGCAACCACAGACACCACCUCCAACCCAAAGCCAACCAACCCACAGCAAUACAGCUCAAACAUUCACAAACUCUCUCCCUGUUACACAAUCGCAAAACAUGCACACUCAACCACUGCCCACCACAAAAAAUCUUGCUGUACAAGGGAUUGGUGGUGCCACCGCCAUUUCGCGGAAAUUGGUCCACGCUACCAUCCAUCCGCGAUUAUCGAAAAUAUCAUCGUUCAUUGGAGCCAUGAACUUUUACGUUCUUUCGGAGCUUACGACAACCCUGCCGACUCAAAAAAUCAACGUAUCUCAGUGGACUCUCCCAGCGGAUCUAAUUCUUGCAGACCCCCAGUUUUUUGAACCAGGACAGAUCGACAUGAUCAUCGGAGCCGAGCAUUUCUUCGAGUUGCUUUCGGAAGGUCGGUCGAACAUUUCAAUCGAUGGACCCAUACUUCAAAAUACAGUGUUCGGUUGGAUUAUUGCGGGACGAGUUUCACAUCAGUCGAGAAAUUUUCAACCAGUAGUGUCAUUAUCGUGUACAACGAUUGAUAUUCAUAAGUUGCUGACAAGAUUCUGGGAACUAGACACGUGUCGAACAAACAGCACACAGUCAGUUGAGGAGACAGCGUGUGAGAGACUGUUCGAUCAGACUACUGCUCGCGACGACAGCGGAAAAUUCGUCGUGUCCUUGCCGAAGCGACAAUUCAUCGUUCAGCAGAUUGGUGAUUCGAAAACGAUUGCCAUGCGUCGAUUCGCUGGAUUAGAGAAGCGGUUCCAGUCGAAUCCUGAUUUGAUGUUAAGUUACGCUGAAUUUAUCCGCGAGUAUCAACGACUAGGUCACAUGAAGGAGGUUACGAGCGAAACCGACAAAUAUCCCGUGUUCUAUCUCCCCCAUCAUGCAGUAUUGAAGCCUGACAGCACAACGACUAAACUCCGAGUAGUGUUUGAUGGCUCUUGCAAGUCUUCAUCUGGAGUUUCGUUAAACGAUGCUUUAAUGGUCGGUCCUGUAGUUCAGGAAGAUCUGCUUUCAAUUAUUAUUCGCUUUCGGCUUCAUCCAAUCGCUGUCGUUGCCGAUGUCGAAAAAAUGUACCGAAUGGUGAUGGUACAACCGGCUGAUCAACGUCUUCAACGUAUUCUAUGGAGGGAUUCAGUUAGCGAACCAGUCCGUAUGUUUCAGUUGACGACCGUCACAUAUGGUACAGCAUCCGCUCCUUAUUUGGCAACCAAGUGCUUGCAGCGGUUGGCUGAAGAUGGAGUGGAAUCGUUUCCACGUGCGGCUCGUGCGCUGAAAGAAGAUUUCUAUAUCGACGAUAUGCUAUCGGGAGCAGACAACAUCGAAGACGGCAAGGAAUUGACAAGGGAGAUGAUUGAGCUAACGAAUUCCGGUGGUUUCACAUUGAGGAAGUUUUGGAGUAAUGCCGCCGUGAUCACUAAACGAACGGUUCUUGCUGAUGCAGCUCGUUUGUUUGACCCACUUGGUUUGGUUGGACCAGUGGUUGUCAUAGCAAAAAUCUUUCUCCAAGAACUGUGGAAACAUCAAUGCGAUUGGGAUGACUCACUACCGGAAGAAAUGCAGUCCUUCUGGCAGGAAUAUAGGAGGAACCUCAUUGCCUUGUCAUCGCUGUCGGUUCCUCGGUGGGUGGCGUUUCGGGCAAAUUUGUUGUCGGUCGAGGUACAUGGCUUCUGCGACGCAUCCGAGAAGGCCUACGGUGCCUGUUUAUACGUGCGCUGUACGACUCAAGAUGGCAAAGUGGAGGUUAGGUUGUUAGCAGCGAAGUCCAGAGUCGCACCACUAGAAGAUUUGAAACGAAAGAAGAAGAAACAGACUAUUCCUCGUCUCGAGUUAUCUUCCGCUCUGCUGCUUAGUCAUCUGUAUGAUAAAGUUCGUGACAGCAUCAAAAUUCAACAUACUGCGUACUUCUGGACCGAUUCAACGAUUGUGAUGUACUGGUUAGCGUCACUACCAUCCAGGUGGCAGAUGUUUGUGGCGAAUCGUGUGUCGGAGAUCCAGCACCUUACUAAGGGUAGUUCAUGGAAUCAUGUGGCAGGAGUUGAAAACCCUGCCGACAUUAUUUCGCGCGGAAUGACCCCGGCACAGCUGCAGUAUCAGAGAGUUUGGUUUGAUGGACCGUUGUGGAUGCUCCAAGAUCGCAGCACUUGGAAGGUAGAGACGCCAAAUGAAGAGAUUGACCAUUCAUUGUUGGAGGAGAAGUCGGUUGCACUGCCGGCGACGACAAAUCAACCUAGUGAUAUCUUUGCAUUACGAUCAUCGCUUUCCGACCUCAUUCGUCGUUUCAUCCACAACAUCCAACAACAACGCGCAAACGGAAGCAGAAAAAUUGGAAGCCUUAGUCAUGAUGAACACGAACAGUCUAUGUUGGCUCUAGUUCGUCUCUCGCAGAAGGAAUCGUUUUCUGCCGAAAUUACCGCACUACAGAAAGGAAAACCAGUAUCAUCAUCUUCAGAAAUAAUCCAGAUCCAUCCCACUCUGGUUGAAGGUUUCUUGCGAGUUGGUGGCCGUCUGCGCCAUGCACCAGUAUCGACAUCCCGAAAACAUCCAUUCGUCCUCAGUCACCACCACCCACUCAGCUCACAGCUCUUGAUUGCUAGUGUCCGCGAAAGAUAUUGGCUUACCCGCAUCAGACGUUUAACUAACACAGUUAUUCACGAAUGCGUGUCGUGUUUCCGCAGCAGACCGCGGGUAUUAGACCAGCUGAUGGCUGAUUUACCUUCUGAGCGAGUUACUCCUGCACCACCAUUUCUAAAAGUAGGUGUCGAUUAUUGCGGACCGUUUCAGGUAGUUUACCCCAUCCGACGAACUGCUCCAAGAAAAUAUUUUGUCUCGAUUUUCGUAUGUCUGGUAACAAAGGCUGUUCACCUAGAGCUUGUCGGAGACCUGACAAGUGCAGCCUUCCUCGCUGCUUUCAAGCGGUUCGUAGCUCGAAGAGGGAUACCUGCGUUGGUGAUGUGUGAUAAUGCUCUCAACUUCGCCGGCGCCAAACGUGAACUUGACGAGUUGUCUCAACUCUUUAACAACGAGCAAUUUCAGCAAACAAUAACACGAGGAGCCCAGCACGACGGAAUAGAGUUCCGAUUCAUCCCUCCAAGAUCGCCAAACUUUGGCGGUCUUUGGGAAGCGGCAGUGAAAUCCUUCAAGGGGCAUUUCAAGCGCACAAUCGGUAAUCGAAUUCUUCAGCACGACGAGAUGCAGACCGUAGUGGCACAGAUCGAGGCAAUCCUUAACUCUCGGCCACUAACUCCAAUCAGUAACGACACAUCAGAUUUCGAAGCUCUGACUCCCGGUCACUUCUUGAUCCAACGACCGUUAACGGCAGUUCCCGAACCGAGCCUGGAGGAUAUCCCGGACAACAGAUUAACUAUUUGGCAGAGGUCGCAAGAUGUCGUUCAACGGAUUUGGAAAAAAUGGUCCACGCAAUACCUGUCCGAUCUUCACAAUCGAACGAAAUGGACUCGCCAACGGAACAACAUUUUUGUAGGCACAAUGGUUCUAAUAAAGGAUGACAAUCUACCACCGCUCAAAUGGCGAUUGGGUCGGGUUACAAACGUCAUCGCCGGCCCCGAUGGCAACGUACGCGUGGUGGCAAUUCGUACAAAGGACGGCGUAUAUGAGAGAGGAAGUACCCUUAGCUGGAAGCCCGAAGAGAAUCGAAAGAGUUCGAACAAAGUAGUAGUUCCAACAGCCGAAGCAGUUGAUUCAGCAGCAGUAGAAGUGGUAGGAUCAGCGAAGUCGCUCGGGUCUUGCAUUAUCGACGCCGGCUGCAUAGCAGUUGACGGAGUCGAGUGCAAGUUUCCCGUCCUCGACGCCGAUGGUCCACCACAGCAGCAUCGAGCAGCACGUAGCAGAGAAACCAGUGAAGUUGAGUGGCUGGAUAGGAUCUCGAUUGAAAUCGGAGAGAUUUCAAAGGGGCCGGUAUGUUGGAAACCGGUACGUUUACCCCACAGCACGAUCCCACAGUACAAUUACUCCCUUAUCUCAGUGGAGAUCACCCACCCGUCGAUCACAGUGAGCACAGCCUUUUACCCACCGCUCAACUUGUUCUCGCUCUCAUCGCACUGCAUGAUCAACGACUUUAUCAUCGGCACCAGUUAUAAAUAA